This is a messenger RNA of Elgaria multicarinata webbii, 5636 nucleotides long. RefSeq names its product growth hormone receptor (gene GHR). Gene Ontology annotation, cellular component: external side of plasma membrane; growth hormone receptor complex; cytosol. Gene Ontology annotation, biological process: positive regulation of receptor signaling pathway via JAK-STAT; positive regulation of peptidyl-tyrosine phosphorylation; growth hormone receptor signaling pathway. The coding region runs from base 163 to 2028 and encodes 621 amino acids. The record is from RefSeq and is a predicted model, not a curated record. The transcript is spliced from 9 exons. Gene Ontology annotation, molecular function: growth factor binding; cytokine binding; growth hormone receptor activity. NCBI's taxonomy places the organism in Eukaryota, Metazoa, Chordata, Lepidosauria, Squamata, Anguidae.
AAGCAGCCCGGGGGGCGCAGCCAGGGGCGUCGCUGGCUGCCUUGUUUGUUUUGUUUCGUCCCAGCGCUCCAUGCACCGCGGCGAGAGCGCGGCGUCCCAGAAGACGACAGGGAACGAGUCCCGCUCCUCCCCCCUGGAAACGCAGUUGCAGAAUCUAGAAGUAUGGAUCUUUGUCUGUUGCUGUUUAUAUUGGCACUGGUGUCUGCGAGCGAUUCUCUCCCCACAAGCAAGGCUCCAUCGGGAAGACCACAGAUCAUUAAGUGUAGAUCACCUGAAAUGGAAACAUUUUCAUGUUACUGGAGUAUCGGCGAUUUCUCCCACUUAACUGCUCCAGGAACAAUACAACUGCUGUAUUCCAAAAGGCAGAGUGAAUGGAAAGAAUGGAGAGAAUGUCCUGACUACAUAACUGCCGGUGAAAACAGCUGUUACUUCAACACAUCCUACGCCUCUGUUUGGGUUCCUUAUUGUAUCAAACUAGUUGAAGGAAACCAGACUUACGAUGAUGAUUAUUGUUUCCGUGUGGAGGACAUAGUGAUACCAGACCCUCCUGUUGGACUCAACUGGACAAUGCUGAACACCAGCCCAUUAGGCAACUAUGCAGAUAUCCAAGUCAGCUGGAAGCCUCCGCCCUCCGCUGAUGUUCAGAAUGGAUGGAUCACGCUCAACUACCAGCUACAGUACAAAGAAGUAAAUGUGACAAAAUGGAGUGUGCUGGAGCCAAACCAAGCCGCAACAUUUCCAGUGUAUGCAUUGAAGAUAUGCCAUGAUUAUGAGAUACGAGUCCGAGCACAAGGACUACCUGAAAUUUAUGGGGAGUUCAGUGAAGUGCUUUAUGUGUCUUUUGGUUCCAUGGCUGUGGCACCGUGUGAGGAAGAGUUCCAGGUUCCUUGGCCUUUGGUGAUGGCCUUUGGAACGCUCGGCCUGAUGGUGCUGUUGUCUCUAGUUCUCUUCUCGAAACAGCAGAAGUUAAAGAUACUGAUUCUUCCUCCUGUUCCAGUGCCCAAAAUUAAAGGAAUUGAUCCAGAGCUCUUAAAGAAAGGAAAACUUGACGAAGUCAACUCCAUCUUAGCCAGUCAUGGUAGCUACAUGCCACAGUUGUACGGAGAUGACUCUUGGGUGGAAUUCAUUGAGCUGGACAUAGACGAGGCAGAAGAGAGGACUGAAGGGUCAGAUACUGACCGGCUCCUUGGUGAUGACCGCUUGAAGUCUCAUGGCUGCCUUGGAGUGAGGGACGAUGAUUCCGGGCGGGCCAGUUGCUGUGAGCCUGAUAUCCCGGAGACUGACUUCAGCGCAAGUGACACGUGUGAUGGAACCUCGGAUGUCGACCGGUCCAAAAAGGCAAGCGAUAAAGAAGAGGAUCUCUUGUGCCUUGAACAAAAAGACAGUGGAGAGAAGCCAGCGUCAAGUCUUGAUAAGGCAUCUACUCAGCUGCCGUCCGAUGACCCAGCCAAAGACAAGCAGCCCAAAGCCCGUGUUUCUGUCACCGGCAGUGCAGAGAUGACCAGCCCGCCUGUCCAAACCCAGCUAAGCAACCAGAGUUCAGUGGCCAACAUUGACUUUUAUACACUGGUCAGCGACAUUACACCUGGAGGAAGUGUUGUGCUCUCUCCGGGACAAAAAUUGAAGAUGGGGAGAGCCCAAAGUGAGGGUCAGAAAGAACCGGUGGCACAGUGCCAGCCAAGCUUUGCCAUGGACAGUGCCUAUUUCUGUGAGUGGGAUGUGAAAAAAUGUGUCACUGUGACGCCUCGCCCAGAGGCAGAGCCAGAAGUUCAAGAGCAGAGCUUUCCUGAGGGUGCUUACUUUGACACCGAGAGCCUUACCACUAGAGCUGUGAACCCUGCUAUGGCAGCAGUGGAGGAAGAACCAGAACGUUUGGAGAUGCCUGUGGCGGACUAUACUUCCAUUCAAGUAGUACAGUCCCCACAAGGCCUUGUGCUCAAUGCUACAGCUGUCCCUGUGCCAGACAAGGAGUUCCUCGUAUCGUGUGGUUAUGUGAGCACAGACCAACUUAACAAAAUCCUGCCAUAACAUUUUUCCUCUUGACUAUGUGGAAAAUAGUAUCAUCCUACUCAAGCCACACCUCCAUGAGGCUCCAAAACACACAUGGAGCUCUCCAAGAACAGGGGUUCCCCCGAUUCACUUCAGUAUUACAGAAAAUGUCUCACGUUUGCAGAACAUUACCAACAUUUACAUGAAGGGGAAGCCCAUGCUCGUGUGGAGCUUCAUGUGUAUAUUGGAGAACCUGCAUGCUCAUUUGGAGCCUUUGAAUUGGGAUAUAUGCAUAGAGUUGGCUUGGCCUCAUGUAUGCUUAAACCAAAACAAAUAUGUUCAAUAUUUUCAAAGGGGGGUGAUGGUACAACACCUUCCACUUUUACCCACAAUGUUGAAUCAAUCACAGUAUUGCUGUCAUGUCUUGUAAAUAUUGUCUUAUGAAAUGUUGCUGGGGCUUGUUCAGUAGCAGUGAAUGUGUUUCGUUAUUGUAGGUGUUAAUUUUGGGAUAUUCUUAAUACAUUGGAUGGUUACAUAAUGUGUCAUAAAUAAUCUUUAUUCAAAAAGCUAAUAUCAGCUGGGCAGGUUCAUUUUGAACAUUUGAUGUUCAGUCAUACUAUAUGCUGAGAUGUUUAUACUGGGAAUUGGAGAAUGAAACAUUGGGUAGGGAAGCAACAAUUGUUAGGUUAAAUAAUACAUUUAUUUUGAUUUAUAUAAAUAUAAACCUAUUUUAAUACUUUAGAAGAGCAGAUAUGGGUAUUUUAUAUUUCCGCUGUACACCGUAGUUUUAAGGAUCCAUCUAUGAAAUGAUUCGGCUGCAAUCCAUUGCAGCAAUUUGAAAAAAAUUAAUAUAAAGAAAAAAAUAUUUUUUACAGAAUGUUUUUAUACCUCCACAAAAGCGAUAGAGAAUUAAAGCUGCAAAACUACUUUAUUGGGGCCUAUUUGUUUCUUAAAAGUACUAUUCAUACCUUUUGUAGCAAAUCGCAACGCGUACAAUACUUUCCGUCCUCAGAUAUUUCUUUAUUGUUAUACCAACACAUCAUACAGUUUCUAGCAGUAAAAAGUAAAAUAGGUUUGGAUUUUUCAGGGCCUUUCGGGGACACAAUUACGCUUUUAUGGGACAUUUAGAAACACGCAAAAGUAAGCACCAGUGACUUGACAAUACUGUUCUUCAUAAGAAAGCCUUAGGUCCUUCACUCAGAAAUCUACCAAGGAACUCAGUACUAAUAUGGAGUGAAAGCCGAGAUGGGGACUUCAGGUUAUUUUAAAGCUCAGACUCUGAAUCAGACGAAAUUGCAGAACUCAGCACAGUAUUUUUAAUGAAGCAAUUUUUUAAUUUUUAUUUUGGUUUGCAUAUUCCGCACACCUCAGCUUUUGUAGAAAGGCUUUAAAGAAGCCUUAUUUACAUUUAUAUGGGUUUUUUCCCCUCAAGGUACGCCUUAACAUGCUUAAUUUCAGAUUCUGUUUACAUAAUCAAGGGUAAAAUUUAAGGGUUACAUUCAAAGGCCUAUUCAAAUGUGCAAGCUCCACAUGGUUAUUUCCCCUAUGCUGUCGUAUAGUCAGGUGUCACUACUGCACUGAGCCUGCAGGUGCCAUACCUGAAUCUAGAACUGAAAUGGCUCCAGCUCAGACUUCCUGAAGUCAGUGGCCUCAGUCAGGGGCCUGGAGCCCAGUCUCAAACUCAGAAUUCAAAACCUCUGGUCAUACAAAGCUGCCUUACGCUGAAUCAGACCAUUGGUCCAUCUAGCCCAGUAUUGUCCAUUCCUGACAGCAGGUCACCACCAUCUUGAGUGGAGGUCUUUUGCAUCACCUGCUACCUGAACCUUUUUCUAAACUGGAGAUGCCAAGGAACAAACCUGUAGGUAAAGCACAUGCUCUACCACUGAGCUAGUGACCCCCUGGCAGUGGGUACAAACCUGAGGAGGGAAACCUUUACCGUAAGGCAUUCUUGUUCGCUUGAUUGCGGUGGCUGGCAAAGGUGCACCUGCAGCCAUCCAAAUGGCUGCUGGCUAUAUUGCCACAUUCACACUAAUACGUAACAGAGUGGAGAAACUAAGGCCUUAGUAAGACCUAAGGUUUAUCCCGGGGUCAUCCCAGGGUCAUCCCUGUUCAUAUAAAUGACACACAGGAUAUCCCGGGAGCAGGCAGGGACGACCCCGGGAUGAUCCCGGGAUAAACCUUAGGUCUAGCUAAGGCCUAUGAAGGGCUUAUGUAUGGAUUGCCUUGAACAGGAUUUAAAUCUAGGAGAAGAGUUCUUGGAGUAACAGGAGUUCUUCCUUUCCACCAUGGUUACUUCUAAGUCAGGAGGCAGGCCGCCAAAGUUUGUGGCUAUCUGAAAAGCUGUGAUCAUGGAAUGUGGAGUCCAAGCAUCUUCCUGGAAAUGUGAUUAAGGUGGUUGUCUGUUAGUUUUUUUAAUGAGACGAAAGUCCACAUCUAGACCCUCAGUUACCAAUGUUUGCCUUGGGCUACAGUCCUAAGUAUAAGUGCAGUACAAUCCUACCUAUGUUUACUUGAAAGUAAUUCCCACUGUGUAAAAUGGGGCUGACUCCGCAGUCCGUGUAUUUUAUGAUUGCAACCUUAAGUAGGAAGAAGUCCCACAGGACUCCAUGGACUUUCUUCUAAAUAAACAUGCUUAGGAUCACACUGAUGCAGUUGGAGCUUGGUUGCACAUUACUCACUGUGAUGAUUUAGAAUUUUUGAAGGGUUUCCCCCAACAAUUAAGGAAAGCUGGAGCAGCUUUCUUUUCACAUUGUGAUUGUAAUGUGUAGCCAGGCUCUGUGAGUGUAAUGUAUUGGGAAGCAGGGAUAAUGAGCAACUAGGUUACCCUCCAGACAGCUCCCACCAUCCUUGACCAUUGGCUAUGCUGGCUGGCACUUGUGGGAGUUGUAAUUGCAUACCCCUGCUCUGAGGGACCCUGUCAGAAGUAACAGCCUGUAUCUCAAAUGGGUUGAGCUCCCCAUAAGCAGAUGACAGCCAGCACCAGCAGUGGCGUGAAAUGGUUCACAGGUGGUUUUUGUUGUUGUUUUUUAAUGACCGCAAAUUUGAUCCGAGGGCCAACAAUAGUGAAUUUUAAAAUCCCAGCAUUCCAGGGUCAUGUAAGCAAGUCUUGAGAAGCAAAUCACACGCAUAAGCUUUUUUAAAAAAGAAAGAAUGUAGCUCAGAAACAAAUCAUUAUUUACUUCUGAAAUAAUCUUUUCUGGUGCACUCACUAUUUUAACAAAUAUGUCUAUAUUUAAACAAAAUAUAAGCAAGGAAGUUGCCUUCUCGACGGAUGGAAUUGGGAAAUUCUGUAUCUGGCUUGUACUUUUAAGAUGAUGUUUAUUAGAUGCUCUGCUAACUUGCUGUUACAUUUUUUCUAACAGCUGCUUUUAGUUUUAGGCACGAAUGCCAUUAAAGCUAUGUCUCUCUUGGGUGUGGGGGGCAAGGGAGUCUUUAUGCUACAUUUCUCUUGAGAGAGUGUUUCAAUCACCAAAAAACUAGUUAAAUACCUCAAUCAAUCUCAGAAUGUCAUUUUGGUACUUUGCUGGUUACAUAAGCCAUUAUGCCACAUUAUGAAUAUUUGUGUCUUUCUGUUUAUAUUUAACUUGCCUUAUGUCAGUGUUCUUAUUUCCUCCUCAAAGUUUAAUAAAUUUAUUUUCUUCAAUCCA